AUGAACUCCUUUGUGAACGAUGUGUUUGAGCGGCUGGCAGGAGAAGCCACCCAGCUGGCCCAGUACUCUGGCCACGUCACACUGACCUCCCGGGAAAUGCAGACGGCCGUGCGCCUGCUGUUGCCAGGGGAGCUGUCCAAGCAUGCCAUGUCUGAGGGCACCAAGGCCGUCACCAAAGCCUACCAGAGCCUCUGGGAGUCCUCCCACGUGACACUGCAGGAACUGCUGGAGAAGGAGCAGCCCCUGCUAGACCCCGUGCCCGACCGGGAACGCCAGUCCUUCCAGCACCAACUUUCCUCGCUCUACCUGUACUACCUGGGGCUGCUGCGCCGCCUGGACACCAUCUACGACCUGAUGGUGCAGCCGCAGAAACGGCGGCUACUGAGGCGCCUGCUGGACGGCGUGGCGGGUCGCGUGCUGGAGCUGCAGGAAGACCUGGUGCGCGCUGACCUUAGCGAGUACCGCUGUCUGGACCACGUGCUGCAGGACCUCCAGCUCACUCCGGCAGAUCUAGAGGUUCCAAUUCCCAAAUACUUCCUAUUGGAGCAGGCCAACAUUCUGAAGGACAGGGGGCUGAUGUUGAUGGAGAUCCUGUCCAAAAUGGAACCAGUGUCCUCUGAGGAGUUAUUUCCAGGAAUUCACCGAACUGAGGCCAUAAUCCUGCUGCAAAGGGCUGAACGGGCCCGGCAAGGCAGACUCCGAGCCAAGUUCAUGCGGGAAAUUCGGAGAGAGGAGGAUCGAGACCGGAAGAGUCGGGAGGACGGCAGACAUAAAUACACUCCGGCCCAGGCAUCGGUUAUCAUACAGAAGGUGUGGAAAGGCUACCUGCAGAGGAAACGCACUCAGCAGGAUCGGCAGGUAGAAAUGGAGUUCAUCGGCAUGAUCCCCUCACCCAAUGAGAUGGAGCACAAGGGCACCCUGUCCCAAGCCUGCCUCGGGAAGGAUGUCCGGAGGCUCCGCCAGACGGAGAAGGAGGAGGAGUUCCAGUUAGCCAUGACACAAACCCAUGAUUUUCUAAUAGACACAGAAGGGCCUGACAUCAAGGAGAAGAUGAAGGAACAAAUUCGACAGUGGUUUAUAGAGUGCCAAUGUAACCAGAGGAAAUACAAGUAUGUGGCUAGAAGGCUGCAUGGGGACGAUGAGAUAGGGUGGUACCUGUCGCUGGAGAAGGUGAAAAUGGAGCUGGACUUGCAGGUCCAAGAGAACAAAAAAAAGGAGCAAGAGAAAACAAAGAACAAGGAUGAAGACAAAAAGGAGAAAAAAAAAAAGAAGGAUGAAAAGGCCAAGAAGGGGGAUUUGGAUAAUAUGCUGCAAGUGUUGCCGUCCAAAUUUAUACCUAUGAUCAGUGCUGGGCAUGAGGAAUACAUAAAGCUAUGGAAGAACCGCCAAGAGAGUCCACAUCCCAGUCAAAGUUUUGACUCUCAUAUCCUCCGACAGGAAAAGAGGAAGGAAGUGGAGGUAGAGAUCCGCAUACAGGUGGAUGAGCUGAUGCGGCAAGAACUGAAGAACCUGCGUCUGGCGGUGGAUAGGGAGGAGGAAAGACCCUUGAAGGCUCCAAAGAAAAAACCUGGGAAGAAAACUGGAAAGAAGAAGAAGGAAAAAGAUCUGACCAUAAACAGGUCUCUGGACUCACUGUAUGAAGAGCUUGUCAUUCAUGGCCUUCUGAAGAAGAGUGAGACCGUGGCACUGAAGGACUAUGUUGGUGACUGCCUGUAUCUCGGAUCCACUCUGAAUGUGGCAAACAAGUUGCCCAUGCCCUCCUUGUUUGAUAUUCGUCAGAACAUUGCCUUGUACGGGAUCCUCAGGCUCGGCUCCCCAGAUAUACAUGCCAUGGCCCCUCUCAUCCGCUCCAUCCUCCUAGUAGGCCCCCCAGGCAUGGGCAAGAAGAUGCUGGUUAAGGCUGUGUGCACAGAAACUGGUGCCAAUCUCUUUGACCUGUCCCCUAGCAACCUGCAGGGCAAAUACCCUGGCAGGUCUGGUGUGCAGAUGGUCGUGCACAUGGUCUUCAAGGUGGCUCGGCUCCUGCAGCCCUCUGUGAUCUGGAUUGGGGGAGCCGAGAAGACUUUCUAUAAGAAGGUCCCCAAAGAGGAGAGGGAGAUGGACCCCAAAAGAAUAAAGAAGGACCUCACUAAGGCACUGCGCCUGUUGAACCCUGGAGACCGGGUACUGCUGAUUGGAACCACAGCUCGGCCACAACUGGCUGAGAUGAAGGGGCUCUGUCGGACCUAUGAGCGUAUCCUCCUCAUGCCCCGGCCUGACUAUGCCUCCAGAUUCGUGCUCUGGAAGCAUAUGAUAGAGACCCGGGGAGUCCAGGUGACCCAGAGCCUGGACAUCAGUUCCCUGGCCAAGAUAUCAGAUGGCUACACACCCGGCCACAUCCUCCAAGCCACCCAAUCAGUGCUGACUGAACGGAGGCUCCUACAACUAUCCAGGCGGCCCCUAGUGGCCUCUGAGUUUCUAGGGCACUUGGCAAAGCUGGAUCCUGUUUACAAAGAGGAGGAGGAAUCCCUGAAGGACUGGUACUUCAAGACUCCACUAGGCAAGAAGAGAAUGAAGUUUAACAAGGAGCAGAUGGAAACUGAGGAGUCCAGGAUGACAAAAGAUAAAAAGAAAAAGCAGUGA
Molecule: messenger RNA, 2622 nt
Organism: Chrysochloris asiatica (Cape golden mole)
Lineage: Eukaryota; Metazoa; Chordata; Mammalia; Afrosoricida; Chrysochloridae
Gene: IQCA1P1
Product: IQ motif containing with AAA domain 1 pseudogene 1
Exons: 19
Coding region: 1-2622 (873 amino acids)
Cellular component (GO): nucleosome
Molecular function (GO): DNA binding; structural constituent of chromatin; protein heterodimerization activity
Source: RefSeq, a predicted model, not a curated record